Molecule: messenger RNA, 995 nt
Organism: Lolium perenne
Lineage: Eukaryota; Viridiplantae; Streptophyta; Magnoliopsida; Poales; Poaceae
Source: RefSeq, a predicted model, not a curated record
AGACCCCUGCCUGCCUAUAAAUACAAGCCCAUGAUGCCAUUUCUUCUUAGGCUGUGCUUUCCAUUCUCCUUCAUCUGCUCUACUUCACAUAUAACUAGCACAGCAUUAGCAUCAGCUUCCAUCACUACAUCAGGACACGCAACUCGUUUGGACAAGCAUACAAAUCAUCAUGAAGACUACUUCCUUGAUGGUCCUGGCGUCUCUCCUCCUCCUCCAGCUUCUAGCUACAACAGCACAUGGGAUUAGGCUCGACAGGCAGCUACAUGAAUCAGUAAGCAAAAAGGAACCAGCAGGCCGUGGCUCGAAGGACGGGCAGCCCUUGGAUGCUAUGGACCAUUCGACCAGCAGGCCCUGCGCGUCGGAUGGGAAUUGCUCAGGAAAGGGGAAAAAGCCGGUGGCGCCGCACGCUGCACCGGCCGCAGCGCAGCAUCAGGUUCAGACACCUCGGAGGAGGAACAACGGUGACGAGCCGGAGGCGACGACGGCGAGCCACGCCGGCCGCAAGGAGGAGGCGGCGGCGGCGCAGACAUGGUCGAGCCGGGCGCUGCCGCGGCAACCGCCGCAGCAGGAGCAGAGAGGGACGUACCCGGACGUCCUGGACAUCGCCGAGAUGGACUACUCGCCGGCCACCAGAAAGCCGCCGAUCCACAACUGAGCUCGCGUGCAUGCGUGCAUGGAUCCCAACACAUCCGGACUAGAUUAGUACGCGACUGGCUUACUGAGCAUUAGUUUUAGUAUCUAGCUAGACUGUAUUAGCUAGGCUUCGAUCCUGAUGAGCGGAGCCCGGCGCUGAUGGAAUAGAAUAGUGCGUACAGCUAAAAUUGAGUCAUGAACCAUACGGGACAGCGUUGCCGGAAUCGCUGCGCCUUUUGUGAAGACUGAAGAGGAUGAUACACGACUUGGUGUUUCGCUUCUCGAGUAUCCCGCGAAUGUAACAUGCGCGUCGUGCUUGUAACACCGACCUUUUGACCACAUUAGCUAACAUAUAUUUUUUA